AUGGGUCUCUCUCUCUCUCUCUCUCUCUCUCUCUCUCUCUCUCUCUCUAGCCUUAAUUUGUUUUCUUCUUUUUCACACACUUUCUCUCAUUUUUCUUUUCUUCCGUCUUUUCCAUUUUCUCUUUUCGUUUCCUUCGAUCCUCAGUUUUCCCUCCAAAUUAUAUACUUAUAUUUGAAUUGUUUUUUUUUCUUCUUUUCUCUUAAAUUCUCUCAUCUCUCUCUUUGUAAAUCUCUUUCAAGUUAUUGUCCUUCUCUAUGUUCUUUUUCUUUUUCAUCGUUGAUUUCCUUGCGGCAUGCUUUACAGCAUGUGUUCAUUGACUUUUUCGUUGCCCUUACCCUCACACACAAAACCUCUCUCUCUCUCUCUCUCUCUCUCUCUCUCUCUCUCUCUCUCUCUAUCUCUCUAUCUAUCUAUCUAUCACUUUCUUUCCUGCGGAACCUCAUCCCAUCAGUUCCUUUUCUAUAUUACUCUUUUCAACUCCCAUCCCACAUUAGAAUUUUGCGAACCCCAGCGGCAAAACAGAGUAGAUGUUUUUCCAUUGACGCAUCUAUUCCAACUGAUGUAGUUGAUGUUUCAUUUCUCUCUCUCUCCCUCUCUCUCUCUCUCUCUCUCUAUCUAUCUAUCUACCUAUCUAUCUAUCUAUCUCUAUCGCUCUCUCGUCCCUCUCUCCCUAUCUGGGGAGAUAUGUCGUUCCUUUCAUCAUAUCGGCUUCUAACUUCUUUCUUUUUUAUAACACUUAUAUUUCUUUUUAAUCAUCAAGCUAUGCUCCCUUUCACCUAUUUUCUCUCUGUAUAA
Messenger RNA from Acanthosepion pharaonis, 795 nucleotides. Lineage: Eukaryota; Metazoa; Mollusca; Cephalopoda; Sepiida; Sepiidae. The record is from the annotation of a GenBank genome assembly.